This is a messenger RNA of Nelumbo nucifera (sacred lotus), 1010 nucleotides long. RefSeq names its product sulfate adenylyltransferase subunit. Lineage: Eukaryota; Viridiplantae; Streptophyta; Magnoliopsida; Proteales; Nelumbonaceae. The record is from RefSeq and is a predicted model, not a curated record.
CAAUUUGUUUUCCUUUUCCACUUUACCGAGGAACGCUGUCUCUGUUAUCCAUCAUCCAGCAACCAACACCGGAAGGAAGAGAAGAAAAGAGAGUGAAUGAAAGCAUGUCGCAGGUUCUCAACCUAAGCCCACCCCACCGAGCUCUCCCCUCAAUACGUCUCGAUUCGUCUUCAUUUCGCUUAUCCAGCAAUCUCCUUUACACUCAAAACCCUAAUAAUUGGACUUCUCUGCAGCAGAAACUCAGGUGCAGAGGCAGAUAUUCUUGCCUCUUUUCAGACAACCGCAGAGAGGAACAAGCGAGAAAGGCAUUAGAAAAUGCUCUUGGUGGAAAGAAAAUUGAAUUUGAGAAAUGGAAUAAAGAAAUUCAGAGAAAGGAGGAGGCAUCUGGUGGAGGAAAUGCUGGUGGGGGAGGUUGGUUUGGGUGGGGUAGAUGGUUUGGUGGGUCCAAUGGUGACAAUUUCUGGCAAGAAGCACAGCAAGCAAGCCUUGCCAUUUUAGGUAUUAUUUUCAUGUAUCUUGUGAUUGCGAAAGGGGAAUUAAUACUAGCUAUCAUCUUUAAUCCACUGCUGUUUGCUUUGAGAGGGACGAGGAAUGGCUUCACCUUCAUAACAUCACGCUUUUCAAGAAAGUUCUUCCCAGCUGGUACUUUCAUUGAUCCUGACAAUACACCAAAGAAGGAAUCCUAUGCCACUGUCUCUGCUAAAGAGAGCGUGAUAAGGAAAUGGGGUAGCGAUUGAUACCUUUUGUUUCAGGUGCAAACAAUACUUUCUCCAACCGUGUCCUUCUAUUGCAACAAUUACUGGAACAGAAGUUAAUGCAAUUUUGUCAGAUAUAUGAUUGAUUAUAUGCCUUGCUACGGAGAUCAUUGAUUUGUAGACAACAGACAUUUUUCUCAGAGAUUUUAGAGUUGUUUGGACAUGCGUGCUUGGGCUGACAUGCAACAUCGCUGUUCUUGGUAACUUGCACAUAAUGUGCAACACCCAAUAUGAAAUUUAUCCUGUUAUUACCUC